Messenger RNA from Fusarium coffeatum, 2217 nucleotides. RefSeq lists its product as uncharacterized. The coding region runs from base 1 to 2217 and encodes 738 amino acids. The transcript has 8 exons. NCBI's taxonomy places the organism in Eukaryota, Fungi, Ascomycota, Sordariomycetes, Hypocreales, Nectriaceae. Gene Ontology annotation, biological process: chloride transmembrane transport. Gene Ontology annotation, molecular function: chloride channel activity. Gene Ontology annotation, cellular component: cortical endoplasmic reticulum. The record is from RefSeq and is a predicted model, not a curated record.
AUGUCCAACCUAAAGGACCUGUACGGCCAAUCUGGCGACAAGUCCCAGACCAGUAACUUUGGCGUCGACUUUGUCAUUCACUACAAGGUCCCUUCCUCAGAACGCGCCGAAGCUGAAGCCGGCUUCGUCCAGCUCAUCCAAGCCCUCACCACCGUCGGUCUAGCAACUGAAGUCCGCCACGGCGAAAGCGAAUCCCUUCUUGUUUUCGUCAAAGUCGCCUCUCCCGAUCUCUUCGCGAAACAAGUCUACCGUGCUCGUCUCGGAGACUGGCUCCAUGGCGUCCGGGUCUCAGCUCCCCAUAGCGAUGUCAACCAAGCUCUUGAAGAUGAGCCUGUUGUCGAGUCUGAGCGACUGCGCUUGAUUUAUCUUAUGAUCACCAAGCCUCGCGACGAAGGCGGCGCUGGAAUCACAACCUCCAACUCGAACUGGAAAUACGUCGAUUCGGUGUUUCCCCUGCACAGUCACAACUUCAACAAGAAAUGGAUUAAGAAGUGGAGCAGCAAGUCGACUCUGGAGCAGGCUGAUAUUGACGAGAUUCGAGACAAGUUUGGCGAGAGCGUUGCCUUCUAUUUCGCUUUCCUACGAUCUUACUUCCGCUGGCUCGUCUUUCCUGCCGGUUUCGGUUUUGUCGCAUGGCUUCUGCUUGGUCAAUUCUCAUUCAUCUAUGCCUUGCUCUGCGGCCUCUGGUCCGUUGUCUUUUUUGAGUACUGGAAGAAGAAGGAGAUCGACUUGGCUGUGCAGUGGGGUGUUCGCGGAGUAUCCAGCAUUCAACAGGCAAGACCUGAAUAUCAAUGGGAUCACGAGGCUGAGGACCCUGUCACUGGGGAAGUCGUCAAGGUUUACGAACCUAUGAAGCGCAUCAAGACUCAAUUGCUCCAGAUCCCUUUCGCACUGGCCUGUGUCAUUGCUUUAGGUACCCUGAUCGUUACCUGCAACUCUCUUGAGGUCUUCAUCAACGAAGUCUACAAUGGCCCUGGCAAACAGUAUUUGGCGUUCGUGCCGACUGUUUUCCUCGUUCUUGGUACUCCAACUAUCUCAGGUGUGCUUAUGAAAGCCGCUGAAAAAUUGAACUCUAUGGAGAACUAUGCCACUGUUGACGCCCAUGACGCUGCUCUCAUUCAGAAGCAGUUUGUCCUCAACUUCAUGACUUCAUACAUGGCUCUUUUCUUCACAGCCUUCGUCUAUAUUCCUUUUGGGCACGUCCUGGUUCCUUUCCUCGAGUUCUGGAGAAAGACAGCUCAAGUUGUCACUUUCAGCGACAAGCCAUUGCCAACAAGAGAUUUCCAGAUCAACCCAGCUCGAAUCAGCAAUCAGAUGUUCUAUUUCACCGUUACAGCCCAGGUUGUCAACUUUGUCACGGAAGUUGUUGUUCCCUACGUCAAGCGAGAGGCAUUCGAGAAAGCCAAGGCGCUCAACUCCAAGCCCAAGGUGCAAGAUGAUCACGAAGAGGAGGCAGAGUUCCUUGAGCGUGUGCGUAAGGAGUGCACACUUGAGGUGUACGAUGUCUCGGGAGACUACCGCGAGAUGGUAAUGCAGUUCGGUUACGUCGCCAUGUUCUCAGUCGCUUGGCCAUUGGCAGCUUUCUGUUAUCUUGUGAACAACUGGGUUGAGCUGAGGUCUGAUGCUCUCAAGAUCGCCAUCAGUAGCCGACGACCCAUUCCCUGGCGAACAGAUUCGAUCGGCCCCUGGUUGACUGCUCUCAGUUUCCUCUCAUGGCUCGGAAGCAUCACUAGCGCUGCUAUUGUGUACCUGUGCAGCGGUGCACGAGGUCAUGGUUCCCGUGGCACUCCAUCCCCUCUGAAGGCCUGGGGUCUGCUUCUGAGUAUUCUCCUUGCCGAGCACUUCUAUUUGAUCGUUCAGCUUGCAGUGCGAUAUGUACUUGGCAAGGUCGACAGCCCUGGUGUUCAGAAGGAGCGCAAGGAGAGAUUCAUGAUGAAGAGAAAGCUUCUCGAAGAGAACAUUGGCCAAGGUGCAUCUGAGAAAGCUUCUGUUCCAGGUAUCGACCACAGUGAAAAGAUCACUCGUGCCGCUCUAGAGGAGGAGGCCCGCCAAACAUCUAUCCGAGGUCACGGAACCCCAGAAGAGAUAUUCUGGCAACGUCAACGAGGCAUGAACGAGACUAUCGAUGUUGGGCGCAGGAUGAUUGAGCAGCAGAAGCUUGCUGCUCAGAAGAAUGGCCAGAGCAAGUCUCCCAUUCCAAGCAUGAAGGCUUCUUAA